AUGUCCAUUUCGCUUGUGUCGAAUGCAUAUCUUGAUGAGAACUCAACGAAGAUACGCUCGAAGCCCGUGCCAUGGGAGGGAUAUCAGCGUGCAGGGCUGAUCACAGCCGACGAACUCACGCUCAUCAAGAAAGUAGAACGCCAACCUAAGGCGAAGACUGAGUCAUUGCUACUUUCUGACGGAGCGGCUUAUGCGCACCUAUACCUCCGCCUUCUAAAGAAACUGCAACGAGUCGACACUCAGCAGUGUAUUCUGGUGCUCAUUGCCGACGCAAUUGCUGAUCAUGAUGAGCGCAUCCCACUGUUUACUAGGACGCAGGAGCUUGAUAUUGACUUGCCAUAUGGUCCCCUCUUACGAAUGUUGGAGUCGCCGGACGACUUUGUUCAGCUGAAAGCAACUCACAUACUCACAAUACUUCUUAGCUCCGAGUCUACGCCCAUUCAUUCACAACAGCUCCAACCUUUCAUUACGUCUCUGGCAUCGUUUGUCACGGGCAACACACCACACAAGCGAGACAUCGCUGUACAGUGCCUUGAGGCGGUUCUCUCUCGGCCCGAGUUUCGCAAAGCUGCAUGGCAAGAUACGCAGCUCAUUUCAGGACUGGUUGAUAUUCUGAAGCAUAACCCCGGUCCGCAAAUGAGCUAUCAAGUCGGCUUCUGCCUAUGGCUGCUCACCUUUGAACAGGAAGUUGCGGAACAGAUUAACAAGAAGUACGAUAUCGUACCAGUUUUGACCAGUAUCGCUCAGUCGGCCGUCAAGGAGAAAGUGAUUCGCGUCAUCGUGUCCACUUUCCGAAACCUGGUAUCGAAAGCCCCAUCCGCAAAUCUCCCCUCAAUGCUCGUCGUCCAAUUACUUCCCUUUGCCCAGAAUCUAUGCACACGGAAAUGGUCCGACGAAGACAUUAUGGAGGACGUGCAAUACCUGAGGGACGAACUGAAGGCCAGAUUUGAGAGCCUGACAACAUACGAUGAGUAUAGCUCAGAGCUCGUUUCGGGACAUCUAUCUUGGUCUCCUGUCCAUGAGAGCGAGCUCUUCUGGAAGGAGAACGCUACCAAGCUAAAUGACAAUGACUAUGCUCAAUUGAAGAUCCUGAUUCAUCUGCUCAACGACUCAAACGACCCAGUUGUGCUGGCGGUGGCGGCGCACGACGUCGGACAAUACGUUAAGUACUAUGAACGUGGGAAGAAUGUGUUCACAGACGCUGGUGGUAAAACGCGUGUCAUGGAGCUCAUGUCGCACGAGAGUCCGGACGUUCGUUAUCGAGCAUUGAUCACGGUACAGCGGCUUGUCAGCCAUCCAUGGAAAACCGUAUAG
Molecule: messenger RNA, 1314 nt
Organism: Postia placenta MAD-698-R-SB12
Lineage: Eukaryota; Fungi; Basidiomycota; Agaricomycetes; Polyporales; Adustoporiaceae
Exons: 11
Coding region: 1-1314 (437 amino acids)
Biological process (GO): proton transmembrane transport
Cellular component (GO): fungal-type vacuole membrane; vacuolar proton-transporting V-type ATPase, V1 domain
Molecular function (GO): proton-transporting ATPase activity, rotational mechanism
Source: RefSeq, a predicted model, not a curated record